AUGGGUUUCGCGCACGGUCUCUCCUUCACUCCCGCCGCCCCGCCCACGCCCGUGCCGCGAUCGUCGUCCCACGGGCUUUCGUUCUCCGCUGCACCGUCUCCCACGGCCAUGGCCCUUUCCUUCACUCCCGCAGCUCAUCCCACGCCCGUACCGCGAUCGUCCUCCCACCACCAUCUCACGCUUCUGAGCGCAAGCCUUAGCGGGGACUUGCCGAUUACCGCCAAUGAGCUCCCCGUGGCGGUGUUUGCGGUCGACCGUGACCUGGUGUGCGCGCUCUGGAACAGGCGCAUGGCGGAACUGACUGGAUGGGCGGAAGGGGAAAUCAUGCGCCUGGGGCGAUUCGCGGAAGGUCGGUUUGCGGAACGGCUCUUCCGCCCCGCCAGUGCCUCCGCGCCGUUCCGCCGAUGUGAGGACGUUCUCCGCGCCGCGCUCUUUGGCCGCGAUAUAGUCACGGCGGAGUUGCUUCUACUGAAGCGCGGAGGUAGCUGCGCGCGCGUGCGGUUAUUCGCCAGCGCGCGCACCGACGCGCUCGGUGCAGUUUGCGGUGCAAUCUGCGCCGUCAUUCCCGCGUCUUCGGGAGGCGGGGGAGGGUCGGCGGCCGCGCUGAGCGCAACUUCCGCGCAUGGCUUCGACGUGGACGGCGGCGGCGGCGGCGGCGGCGGGAGUGGAGGCGGCUUGCCGCCAUUUGCGCCGUCCUUUGCGGCGGGCGAAACCGAGGAAUGGCUGCAGCGGAACGCGUCGGCGGGGAGUCUGUACGGCAUGCACUCCGUGGACGAGGAAUCCGUGGGCGACGACAGCGACGCGGCCAGCAGCUGCAGCGACCUCUACCAGCUCGGCUCCGCCCCGUUCGGCAGCAGCGCCAGUUGCGGCGGGAAUUCCGGCGGCUCCAGGCGCCACGUCAUGGAGCCCGUCUCCGCCAGCAGGCGCGCGAGCGGCGGCGGCGGGGGUUUGCGCGGAGGUUACGCAGGCGCGGGGAAUGCGGGCGCGGGCCAAGACUCAGGCGCGGGGGCGGGAGUAGGGGUAACUGGGCGGCUUUCGUCGUCGUCUUCUGAGCGACAGCUGUCGGGGAGGCUUUCAUUGGGGGAGAGCGAAGCUGCGACCGAAUCAGGGGCGGCAGGGGGAGCGGGAGGAGCGGGAGGAGUAGGAGGGGCGGGAGGGGCGGAUGAAGCGGGAGAAGCAACUUUGCCUUUGACUCCGCCUGCUACGCCGCCAUCUGCAGCGCCAGUUGCGCCGGUGUUGCCUUCCCCUGUCAAUUUGCCCACUCUCGUUGGUUUGGGCGCGGAAGGCGUGGGCGGGGGCGCGGUGGGAGGCACGGGGGUUCACUUAAAGCCCGUACAAACGAAGCUAGCUAUCCGACGCUCGUGCGAGCUGCCGAAAUAUGGUGCGUUGCCGUUCCAGUGUCCUUGUAUCGAAGCUUCUGUGCCAUACGCGUUUGCAGGCCUUUCAAAUUGCUGCCAGGUCUCUUAA
Messenger RNA from Closterium sp. NIES-65, 1467 nucleotides. The record is from the annotation of a GenBank genome assembly. NCBI's taxonomy places the organism in Eukaryota, Viridiplantae, Streptophyta, Zygnematophyceae, Desmidiales, Closteriaceae.